AUGACACUUCCAAGCGAAGGAGUUCCUGAAAAUGAUAUGGAAGAAGGAUCUGGAGAUAGUGAUGAAAUUUUGGGGGCACCAACUGGCAUAAGCGGGGAGUUUAAUUCAGUCACAUUCAAUGACAAUAGUGGAGGAAGUGGAGGCAACACUGGAAUGAGACAGGAAACCAUUCGUGGGGGUAGAAGCACAGGUGGCAAUCGACCUAGUAGCUCAUUAGGAGUUAGAAAAAAGGGUGAAUCCAUGAAGAAGAAAUCUACUACCACUAUGAAAAUAGCGGAUGCACUAAGCAGGAUAGCUCAGGCAAAUGAAAAUGAUUCUCAGCGUGAACAUGAAGAGAUUUCAGAAGCACGUGCUUAUGAGACGUCAAUUGCGGGAGUCAUGGAGCACCUUAAUGAAGUUGAUGAAAUUGUUGAUGAUCCUGAUCUGUUUGGCCGGUGCACAACACUUCUUAUGGAUAAGCCAGCUGCAAGGGAGAUGUAUGUGGCUCUGAAGAACAAGAGGGAAAAACUACUGAUCUUCUUGAAGCAUGCAACUAAGGAUUGA
Messenger RNA from Neltuma alba, 543 nucleotides. RefSeq lists its product as uncharacterized. Bases 1 to 543 code for a protein of 180 amino acids. The transcript has a single exon. Lineage: Eukaryota; Viridiplantae; Streptophyta; Magnoliopsida; Fabales; Fabaceae. The record is from RefSeq and is a predicted model, not a curated record.